UUUUCUUUUCCUGAGACAUCAAAUACAACUAAGCAGCCCUGUCCUGUGUUGUAUUUCCCAUAUGUCGCGAAAGCAGGUCGACCAUGACUACAAUCUCCGUAGUAUGAGCAACCUGAUGGGCGAGCGGUGGAAGAAAGUGAGCGACGGAGGAGAGCGGAGUCUCAUCAAGGCUCCGUCCAGCGCCAGCAUCAGCAGCCAGGGCGCCUCCGCCGCCACCUCCACCGCCGGGGCUCCGGCCGCACCGAACCCCGCUUCCACCGGGGACCUGGAGCGGGCUGCCCGCAAGCAGUUCCAGCAGGAUGUCACGCCCGGCUUCGUCUACGUCCUGGCCGCGUUCUCCGCCCUGGGGGGCUUCCUGUUCGGCUACGACACCGGGGUGAUCUCCGGGGCGAUGCUCCUGCUCAAGAGGGAGCUGGACCUGAGCGCCCUGUGGCAGGAGGGGCUCAUAUCAAGUACUGUGGCCGCGGCCGCCCUGUCUGCCCUGCUGGGCGGCUUCCUCAACGGGCUCUUCGGGCGCAGGGUGUGCAUACUGCUGGCUAGCUUCUUCUUCACCGUCGGGGGGAUCGUGUUGAGCACCGCCCCCGGCAAGGAGGUGCUGCUGGCGGGGAGGCUCAUCGUCGGAGUGGGGCUUGGUAUUGCCUCUAUGACGGUGCCGGUGUACAUCGCUGAGGCCUCUCCGCCCCACCUCAGGGGUCAGCUGGUGACGGUUAACACCCUCUUCAUUACCGGCGGGCAGUUCACUGCCAGCCUGAUCGACGGCGCCUUCAGUUACCUGCAGCGCGAUGGCUGGAGGUACAUGUUGGGUCUGUCGGUGCUCCCCGCUGUGCUCCAGUUCAUGGGAUUCCUGUUCCUGCCAGAGAGCCCUCGCUGGUUAAUCCAACGCGGGCUGACCCAGAAGGCCCGCCGCGUGCUCAGUCAGAUCCGAGGCAACCAGAAUAUCGACGAGGAGUACGACAGCAUCAAGAACAGUAUCGAUGAGGAAGAGGACAGUGGCGGAGAUGGCCCUGUGAUCUGGCGGAUGCUGACCUACCCCCCGACUCGGCGGGCCCUCCUGGUGGGCUGUGGUCUUCAGAUGUUCCAGCAGCUUUCGGGAAUCAACACGGUCAUGUACUACAGCGCCACCAUCCUGCAGAUGUCAGGAGUGCGAGAUGACAGAUUGGCCAUCUGGCUGGCUAGUCUCACCACCCUCACCAACUUCCUGUUUACCCUGCUGGGAGUAUGGCUGGUGGAGAGAGUGGGGCGCAGGAAGCUCACUUUGGGCAGCAUCAUAGGUACAUGUUUGAGUUUGACUCUGCUGGCCAUUGGUUUCCUGCUGUCAGCCCAGCACACUCCUCCUGUCACCUUCCACCCAUUAGACCCAGCUAUGGCCAACUCCACCUGCUCCAAAUACCAGCUGUGUGAGCCGUGCAUGCUGGACCCCGGAUGUGGUUUCUGUUACCGUGAGAACGGCUCAGUGCUCCUCACCUCCUCCUGUGUACCGGUCAAUAGGGCCUCCACCGAGCGAGCAGCAUGGGGCAGAUGCUCCAACUCCAGCCUGAUGAGAGAUCAGACCUACUGGGCCUACAACUACUGUCCCACCUCCUACUCCUGGGUGGUUUUACUGGGACUGGUAUCUUACCUGGCUGCCUUUGCACCAGGGAUGGGUCCGAUGCCAUGGACCAUCAACUCAGAGAUCUACCCUCUGUGGGCGAGGAGCACGGGGAACGCCUGCGCAGCCGGAGUCAACUGGACCUUCAACAUCCUGGUGUCUCUCACCUUCCUCCACCUGGCUCAGUACUUCACCUACUUUGGAGCUUUCUUCCUCUACUCCAGCCUGGCCUUGCUGGGUUUCUUCUUCAUCUACGGCUGCCUGCCGGAGACCAAAGCCCGCCGUCUGGAGGAGAUCGAAGCACUGUUCGAGAACCAGCUCUGUUCCUGUGGCGCCUCCGACUCAGAUGAGGGACGGCAGGUCGAGUACAUCCGAGUCAAAGGUUCAAACUACCAUCUAUCGGACAACGACGCAUCAGACGUGGACUAGAGAGAGUUUCGGUGUUUUGGUUGGUGGGUCUGUGAUAUUUUUCUUUUUGUCGCGUGAAAGCUGAGGAGCCUCUAGUUACCAGUCGAAAAGACUUUUGCUUGUAAUGUGAGUUUACAUACAAUUCAGCCAAUUCAGGAAUCCAAAAUCAAUGAUUUAAUAGCAGAGGGAGUUUUUGUUGUUUUCAGCCUAUUCUCUGAAUCAAGGGUGAACUGACGCCAAAUCUGGAGUCAAACUUGCUUUAAUAGACAGCUGAAUAUUAAACCAGGCACCACAAAUAUCUCAAUUGCAAAAGGCUGAAAGAAAUUUUUCACCAAUAAAAUGACCAUGUUGCAUAUUAACUGCUCACUCCCGAUACCUUAGUGCCUCCAUGUGAAUGAAGAAUCCAAAAAUGGUGAACAUUUGACAUGAAAUUAAACUGAUCAGAGUCUGCGUUUAACAACAGCAAAAAUAUAUCAAAACAUCUGUUUACACACGUGUGUUUGGACUCAAUAUGAGCAGCUUUCAACGCGUGUGUGCCUGCUACCCGUCAGUGUUUGAUUUUAUGAAACUGUUUUAUACUUUUUUUUUUGACCCAAAGUGGCGCUUGUAGGUUUUUUAAAAGUGGUAAAAUCCCUUCAAAAAUAGACUCCUUUCCUUUUUGGAUUCUCCAUUCACCAUGAAGGCAUGCAAUGAAAACAAAAUUUCUUUACAUAUUCAAGAUAACACAGGUUGAGUUAUUCAUGUACAAAUGGUCAUUUUGCGGGUGAAUUAUUCCUUUAAACUUUUUCACUCAUAACGGACUCUUGGACAGGAAACAUGACUGUUGAACACACACUGCAUGUACAAAAUACAAGGGCCACUUCCUCUCUUAUGAAGUCCAAUAAUGAUUAUUUACUUUACAAAAGGGGCUGCAGCUCAGUAUCAGUAGUAUGUUCCUAAUAUUUUGUACAUUUGUUGACUAAACAAACGCUAUGAUUUACAUAUGACCUUGUACAGCAGUAAACACAACACAGUCAUUUUAUGUCAGAAUACCUUUCCAUCGAGAACUCCAAAUGUGGUCUUGGGAACCAGGUUUGUGCGUCCACAAACUUUUGAUAGCAGUUGUAAGUUGUCGUUGACCUGUAGUACCAUCAUGCCUUUCUAUAUGAAACAGUUACAUGUUGUUUAAGCUUGUAGCAUAGCACACUUACGCCGGUUCCUCAUCUGAUGACAGUCCUAAGUUGUGGUUCUGAUCUUUUUUUAUGAAAAGCAAACACCAGAGAUGUACAGUAUAUUGCUCAAGUUUCGAAAACUUGUAAUGUCAGUUGGUGCCUAAACUAAACCACUCACCAAUCUAGUAGCAGUUCUGAUGCUAUAGUUUAUAUUUAAUUAUUUAUUUAUUUAAAUAUUUCAACAAAUUAGUUUAGGAUAGUCUAUGUUAAGUUUCAGGCCUGCAAUUCCAUUGUGUUCUUGCCUCUAAAAAUUGCAGUUUUUAACAUAGUACUAUGGAGAACACAGCCUCGGGUAACUCUAUGGCACGUAGGCUGCCAAAAACCUACAUUGUGACUCCCGGUUAUAAACCCGAGUAUUAAAC
Plectropomus leopardus (leopard coralgrouper) is the source of this 3569-nucleotide messenger RNA. RefSeq names its product solute carrier family 2 member 13a (gene slc2a13a). The record is from RefSeq and is a predicted model, not a curated record. Gene Ontology annotation, biological process: transmembrane transport; myo-inositol transport. Lineage: Eukaryota; Metazoa; Chordata; Actinopteri; Perciformes; Serranidae. Gene Ontology annotation, cellular component: apical plasma membrane. Gene Ontology annotation, molecular function: myo-inositol:proton symporter activity.